UCUCCUUCUCUCAUAAUAGUACUCCAUCACUAUAUAUAUAUAUAUAUAUGUAUGUAUGUAAACCUAGCUCCUUCUCAACACCUCAACCCAUCUCUUUCUCUCUGAAUCCCUUGAAGAGAUGGUGAAGUUCUCUAGGGAGCUUGAAGGCCAACUCAUCCCUGAGUGGAAGGAUAAAUUCGUUAACUACCGCCAACUCAAGAAACUCGUAAAGAAGAUCAAGCUCUCAGCUCUCCAAUCCCCUGCGACGCCAUCAUCAGAUGGCCACUCAUUCAUGGGCUUCUUCUCCUUCCGAUUACUCGGUCCCUGCUUCCGCCCAUCUAACCACCCAACUGCCCAGGAAGACGAGGAGAGCCUUGCAGAGAUAGAGCUCGUUCAUUCAGGUCAAAAUGAGGUGAAAAAAUUCUUUGAGAGAUUGGAAGAGGAGAGGGAGAAGGUGAAUAAUUUUUACAUAACAAAAGAAGCCGAGUUCUGCGAGCGAGGAGAGAUCCUAAACAAGCAACUCGAGAUCCUCCUCGAUCUCAAGAGAGUUCUCCAUGAACACACUCGCCGGCGCCGGAGCAGCCGUUCAUUCGACGGAGUUAGCUUCUCCAGGCUCACCCCAUCAUCCUCUUUCUCUGAAAGCGCGGCGGAGAGUGAGACUCCGGCGGAGGAGGAUGGGUCACCGGUGGGAGACGAGAUGGUGGCGGUGCUGGAGAAGAAUGGAGUCAGCUUCAUCGGGGCUCCAAGGGCAAAGACGAAGAAAGGUGGGAAACCAAGGGCGGCGUCGAUGAGGAUUGACAUUCCGGCGACGACUCCCGGCCGGACGAUCUCAGCCGUCACCUCGAUGAUCUGGGAGGAUCUAAUCAACGGACAAAAAAAGGAAGGAAGUUGCGGCGAUUAUAUCAGCCGCAAAAAGAUCCAGUGCGCCGAGAAGAUGAUCAGAGGAGCAUUCGUAGAGCUCCACAAAGGCCUAGGGCUACUCAAAACCUACAGGUCCUUAAACAUGGUGGCUUUCAGGAAGAUUGUGAAGAAGUUUGACAAGGUCUCAAACCAACAGGCUUCACAGAGAUACUUAGAGACGGUGAAAGGGUCACACUUUAUCAUCUCCGACAAGGCUGUUAGAUUAGAAGACGAAGUGGAGUCCAUCUUUAUAAAACACUUCGCCAACAAUGACAGGAAGAAGGCCAUGAAGUUUCUUAAGCCUCAGCAGCGCAAAAACUCUCACACCAUCACCUUUUUCGUAGGGCUGUUCACAGGGAGUUUUGUGACUUUAUUCAGCGUGUACGCCAUCUUGGCUCACUUGUCUGGCAUCUUCUCCUCAACUGAAUCUAGUUACUUGCGAACUGUCUACCCUGUUUUCAGCAUGUUUGCACUACUUAGUCUGCAUAUAUUUUUAUAUGGAUGCAACCUAUCCAUGUGGAGAAGCAGCAGAAUAAACCACAACUUCAUAUUUGAGUUCAACCCCAACACAGCCUUGAAACAUAGGGAUGCCUUCCUCAUCUGUACUUGCUUCAUGACCAUGGUGGUUGCUGCUAUGGUCAUACAUCUUCUGCUGAGGUCCACUGGCGUCUUCCCACCCCAUGUUGAUGCCAUUCCUGGCAUCCUACUACUGCUGUUUACAGGAAUACUCAUCUGCCCAUUUAACAUUUGCUACCGCUCAACUCGCUACAGUUUUCUGCGGGUGAUGCGCAACAUUGCAUGCUCACCACUUUACAGUGUGUUGAUGGUAGAUUUCUUCAUGGCAGACCAAUUAACAAGCCAGAUCCCACUGCUGAGGCACUUGGAAUUCACAACAUGCUAUUUCAUGGCUGAGGGCUUAAAGACCCACAAUUAUGACACAUGUACAAGGAGUCAGCAAUACAAACUUGUGGCCUACAUCAUCUCCUUCCUUCCGUACUACUGGCGAGCUAUGCAGUGUGCUAGGAGGUACAUAGAGGAAGGGUAUGACAUGAACCAUCUGGCAAACGCCGGCAAGUACAUGUCAGCCAUGCUGGCAGCUGCCAUAAGGUGGAAAUAUGCAGCUGCUCCCACUCCAUCUCUACUGGCCACUGUAAUAAUCUCAUCAUCAAUGGCCACUGUGUACCAGUUGUACUGGGACUUCGUCAAGGACUGGGGCCUUUUCAAGCUCACCUCCAAAAACUUUUUACUUAGAGAUGAGCUCAUCCUGCAGAACAAGUCCAUCUACUAUGUUUCUAUGAUGUUCAACUUUGUCCUUAGGCUUGCAUGGGUUGAAAGUGUGUUGAAACUCAACCUGGGACCAGUUGAGAAUCGGAUGGUUGAUUUUCUGUUAGCUUCUCUUGAGGUUAUUCGCCGUGGUCACUGGAAUUUCUACAGGUUGGAGAAUGAACACCUGAAUAAUGUGGGCAAGUUUAGAGCAGUUAAGACAGUCCCACUUCCAUUUCGUGAGAUUGAAUCAGAUGGAUGAAAUUUGUUUUAGCUGAAGGGUAGGUGGUGUUUAUAAUUUAAGGCUAGCUUCAAACUGGGAUCAUUGAAGUUCUUCAUGGAUAUAUAGAUUGAUUGAAUGUGCCAGAGUUGAAGCUAAUACUAAUAAGAAAGAAAGCGCUGAAGGAGAGCUGGGAUUGAAUGAAUGGAGCGAGUGUAAUUUAAAUAACAUCAGGUUCACAACCCAAGGUUAAUCUGCAAUUGAAAUUGUAAUUUUGAUGAAAUCCAAUAGCUGUUGGAUGGACUCCUUUUUUAAGACAUUAAUUGCUA
Messenger RNA from Dioscorea cayenensis subsp. rotundata (Guinea yam), 2691 nucleotides. RefSeq names its product phosphate transporter PHO1-2-like. NCBI's taxonomy places the organism in Eukaryota, Viridiplantae, Streptophyta, Magnoliopsida, Dioscoreales, Dioscoreaceae. The record is from RefSeq and is a predicted model, not a curated record. The transcript has 15 exons. Bases 119 to 2404 code for a protein of 761 amino acids. Gene Ontology annotation, biological process: phosphate ion transport; cellular response to phosphate starvation. Gene Ontology annotation, cellular component: cytoplasm; plasma membrane; trans-Golgi network. Gene Ontology annotation, molecular function: inositol hexakisphosphate binding.